UUUGAGCUGUCUUCAUGUCUCUCACUCUUUUCUUUCCCUCCAAAAAAAUAAAAAAAUCAUUCUUUGAGUCUCAGACUCACAAUCUCAGCCUCUACUUCUCCAGCUCUUUCAUACCCAGAAAAUCUCUUAACAAAAUAUCAUAAGAAAACCUUCUUUCUCUCUGUCUCUCUCUCUCUCUCUGACCUCUUCUAGUUCUAAUGGCUAGCAAGUUAGCCUUUACUUUAACUUCACCAAGGCGCCCUUUCACUACAAUUAUUCAGAGACCCUUUGCUCCAAUCUCUUCUUCCAGCAGCACAAAGGUUCAAUCGUUUCACUUCACUGGACGACAGCUUUGCCUUCGUCGUAGGCUCUCGGUGAUUCCCAAUAAGGCCACUGCUGAUCAAGAAGGCAAGGUUGAAGAAGAUGAGAUUGUUGAUAGCAAAAUCCUGCCUUAUUGUAGCCUAGACAAGAAAGGGAAAAAGUCUUUGGGAGAACUUGAACAAGACUUUCUUCUAGCUCUACAAUCAUUCUAUUAUGAGGGAAAAGCAAUAAUGUCAAAUGAGGAAUUUGAUAAUCUUAAAGAAGAACUUAUGUGGGAAGGCAGCAGUGUUGUUAUGCUAAGCGGUGAUGAGCAAAGGUUUUUGGAGGCUUCAAUGGCUUACGUAUCCGGAAAUCCCAUUAUGAGCGAUGAAGACUAUGAUAAACUGAAAAUAACACUAAAGAGUCAAGGGAGUGAUAUUGUAGUUGAAGGCCCUCGUUGCAGUCUCCGUAGUAAGAAGGUUUACAGUGACCUAUCUGUGGACUAUCUCAAGAUGUUCUUAUUGAAUGUUCCAGCAACUGUUAUUGCUCUAGGAUUGUUUUUCUUCCUAGAUGAUGUAACUGGGUUUGAAAUUACUUAUCUUCUGGAGCUCUCGGAGCCAUACAGUUUCAUUUUUACGUGGUUUGCCGCUGUACCACUCUUAGUAUGGUUAGCUCUGACGCUGACGAAUGCGAUUGUGAAAGACUUUCUGAUCUUAAAGGGCCCUUGCCCCAACUGUGGAACAGAGAAUACUUCCUUCUUUGGAACCAUAUUAUCGAUUUCCAGUGGUGGUACUACCAACACAGUCAAAUGCUCAAACUGUGCAACUGAAAUGGUGUAUGACGCAAACACCCGCUUGAUUACCUUGCCAGAAGGAAGCAAUGCUUGAUUUGCAGGCACAUAAUUCAGAUGCAGAAUAUUUACUAUUCAGUUGCAGGGUAAUACAUUUUACGGGAUCAAAGGCUGUGUCACUGCAGCCAAUGAUGUCACAACACAUGUAUUCAUCGUUCGUGGAGAAGGAAAAUAGUCUUCAUUUUUGUGCAGUUUAGUGACAUCAGAUGUAUGGACUGUGAAUAUUGUACACGUGUAUCUAUGCUUCUUUACAAUAACCAAAAGCCUAUUUGUAAGGUUUAAAGGGUUAAGAAAAGGGAGAAAAAAUUAAAUAAAGAACAUGACUAAGCAGGCUUCUUAA
Humulus lupulus (European hop) is the source of this 1469-nucleotide messenger RNA. Its product is annotated as PGR5-like protein 1A, chloroplastic. The transcript has 11 exons. Gene Ontology annotation, biological process: photosynthetic electron transport in photosystem I. Gene Ontology annotation, molecular function: oxidoreductase activity, acting on iron-sulfur proteins as donors. The record is from RefSeq and is a predicted model, not a curated record. Bases 198 to 1166 code for a protein of 322 amino acids. Gene Ontology annotation, cellular component: chloroplast thylakoid membrane. Lineage: Eukaryota; Viridiplantae; Streptophyta; Magnoliopsida; Rosales; Cannabaceae.